AUGCUCAUGCUCACCUCCUACAUCCGCAUGCGAUCCAGGCGGCUGCUCGUCCCCGUCAUCAUCUCCGUCAUCGCCUGCUGGUCGGUCUGGGCCGUCUACGCACCGCGGACGGACCCUACCGCCAGUGUCGGCCCGAGCACGUACAAGUCGGCGUUCCCCCUGGCCUGGGAACAUAUCCACAUGUUCAACGGGACGGGAGGCGCAUGGUACAUCCCCGACGACUGGAUCGACGACAAGCGUCGGCAGCCGACCAACAUCCUCGAGGCAGCACGCCUCGCAUCGCGGGCGGCCGAGGCGGACCACCUGCGGCAGGUCGACCAGUCCCUCAUCCCCCUGAUCGUCCACCAGACCUGGGCCGUCGCGCAGAUCGACACGUGGGGCACCAACGUGCUGUCCUGCGUCGAGAAGUGGCUGCGGUAUGCGGUGCUGGGCGAGUACGGGAGCCCGAUGGCCUACCUGUUCUGGGACGACGACGGCAUGCUGGCGUUUGUGGAGGAGUACGAGCCUGAUUUUGUCGAGCCCUUCAUAACUCUCUUUACGCCCGUCGAGCGGGCAGACAUAUUCCGCAUACUGGUCUGCAAGUGGUUCGGCGGCAUAUACGGCGACGUCGAUACGGAGCCUCUCCAGCACCCGGCCAAGUGGAUCCGCCCUCUCGACGUGGCCCCCUGGACCGACCCGGAAACCGAGGCGUCCUGGGGCCAGAAGCCCGCCGACGGCGGCAGCAAGGACGUGCGGCGGCCGGUGCGGCUGCUCGUCGGGCUCGAGGCCGACACGGACCCGGCGCUCGACACGUACUGGCGCAUGGGCUACUCGUACCCCGUGCAGCUGACGCAGUGGGCGCUGGCCUCGGCGCCGCAGCACCCGGCGCUGUCGCGGUUCAUGGACGACGUGCAGAGCGAGGUCGACGUCAUCGUCAACAUGACGGUGCACUCGGGCGCCGGCAGCACCGAGAUCGCGCAGAUCCACGCCGACCCCCUCACGCGCACGGGGCCGGCCGCCAUCACGGCCGCGGUCAGCCGGUGGCUCGAGGAGCACGUGGGCCUGCGCUGGAACGCGGUGACGGGGCUCAAGGACGGGGGCAAGUCGAAGCUGGUCGCCGACGUGCUGGUGCUUCCCAUUACUGGAUUCAGUCCCGGGCGCGGACAGUACGGCAACAUGGGCUCGAAGCCGGCGAGCGACCCGGACGCGAGGCUGCUCCACCACGCCCAGGGUUCAUGGAGGCACUUUGACCUCAAGGUCGAGCUCGGCAAGCUCUGCCGCACGAUGUUUGGAUUGUGUAGGGACUGGUCCAAGGUCCCGUCAUGA
Messenger RNA from Thyridium curvatum, 1305 nucleotides. RefSeq lists its product as uncharacterized. NCBI's taxonomy places the organism in Eukaryota, Fungi, Ascomycota, Sordariomycetes, Thyridiales, Thyridiaceae. Gene Ontology annotation, molecular function: alpha-1,6-mannosyltransferase activity. Bases 1 to 1305 code for a protein of 434 amino acids. The transcript has 4 exons. Gene Ontology annotation, cellular component: mannan polymerase complex. Gene Ontology annotation, biological process: protein N-linked glycosylation. The record is from RefSeq and is a predicted model, not a curated record.